AAAAAUCACAUAUCCUCGAUAAUUUAUUCAGAUGUGACGUCUUAAAUGUACUAUAAAUACCAGCAUUGUUGACCAAGAGACCACACUUCGUACGUUACAAUUAACGUAAGUAUGGCUCUAAGUGUGUGGUCCCUUCUAUUAUUCUUCCAACUGACUUUGGUUCUUGGAAAUAACUGGAACUGUGCUAAUUACUACUGGAGGGACUAUUUCGGUACUAUUCCGUACGAUGCUAUCCCAGUUGGAAAAGACCACCAGGGUGACAAUCGAUACAUUGGCUUAGUAUACAACCGUGGCUACGAGCUUCUGCCAGCAAACGUUCUCCCGAAGGAGGGAAUCGCACAAGCGACGGCAUACACCUCUGUCUUAAAUAGUACCGAAUACUUGAAAAUACUGUGUGGUCCUUACAAAAGAGCUUUUGUGUGGUUUCGUGUCGAAAAUCCUAGCACUUUUCACAGUUCUAAUUAUCCUAAUCUUAUUCCUGGGGGUAGUGAAGUAGGAAAAAAAGUAUUCAUUACAAGGGUUUUUUACAAUGGGGAAGCUAUAGUAGGCAAAAUGCAUGAAGGCGGCAACCAAUUAGGAACACCGUUUCCUGUGGGAGAUACUAUUAAGUAUACAUACCCCUAUGAAGUUUUAGGGUACGAUUCUAGUAAACAAGGUAUUCCUUGUUUUAAUAUUAGGACAGGUGUUUCAGAUAAACUAUAAUAGAAUACAAUAAAAUGAAUGUCAUUUUAA
This is a messenger RNA of Zophobas morio, 732 nucleotides long. RefSeq lists its product as uncharacterized. The record is from RefSeq and is a predicted model, not a curated record. The coding region runs from base 112 to 702 and encodes 196 amino acids. NCBI's taxonomy places the organism in Eukaryota, Metazoa, Arthropoda, Insecta, Coleoptera, Tenebrionidae. The transcript is spliced from 3 exons.